Messenger RNA from Colletotrichum destructivum, 1124 nucleotides. Its product is annotated as Putative Tim10-like domain superfamily protein. Gene Ontology annotation, cellular component: mitochondrial inner membrane. Bases 160 to 450 code for a protein of 96 amino acids. Gene Ontology annotation, biological process: protein insertion into mitochondrial inner membrane. The transcript has 2 exons. The record is from RefSeq and is a predicted model, not a curated record. NCBI's taxonomy places the organism in Eukaryota, Fungi, Ascomycota, Sordariomycetes, Glomerellales, Glomerellaceae.
AGGAGCUUCUGUAAAAUCUCGACCCGGCGACGUCAAUCACCAACCCAGCAAGCAAAGCUAUCCAUAACUAAACCAACGCUCUUUCGGCGCAUCCAUCAAAACCUCACGCCAGAUACAUCAUCUGAACCUUCUACUCGCUCACCCCCACGAAUCGCCAACAUGUCUUUCUUUGGAAUGGGCCGCCCUAAGCUCUCCUCGGAGGAGAAGAUCGCCAUGGCUGAGCAGGAGAUGCGUCUGCUGGCCGACAUGCACAACCGCCUAACCAAGAUCUGCCAAUCCAAGUGCCUCCCCGACUACCGCGAGGCCGACCUCAACAAGGGCGAGUCCGUGUGCCUUGACCGCUGCGCCGCCAAGUUCUUCGAGACGCAAAUGAAGGCGUCAGAUGUGAUGCAGAACGAGAGCCAGAAGAGAGGUGGCGGCGGUGGCGGCAUGGGAGGAGGCAUGUUCUAAACAGCAAAGCAGCGACGGUGUACACAGGAAUGAAGAAGAAAGCAUCACGGAGCUUAGGAAGGGAAACACGACAUCGCGUCACCGUUGGACGGCCGGUCUGCUCUCUGUAGCACUCCGAACGUAGCGGGAAUUAUGUAUAUCACGUAUGGGAUUAUUGAUGGGAGCAGGUUCCCGUAUCGUCAACGGUCCUAUUGUCACUGCACAGGGGCGUGGGAUACCUAGGGGAUCCGGACGUAUUUUGAAGCAUAACCCGCAACCGGGAGCUUCGUGUAUAAUAUGAGGGGCCACAGAGGUCCUUGGAAUCAAGAGAACUACCCUCACACCUUUCGCUUUUCUGCGCCUGUGGGGACCUGCUCCUGGUCUGGGUUGGCGUCUGGACGCGGUUGUGCCUGUGGUGUAACAACAAGACUCACUUCAUUGCUCGACAAGACGGACAGUGUUUUCUCUCGUCUCAGCUAAGUGGGUGGUUCUGGAUGCUCGCAGUGCACCCGACUUAAAGCUAUCAGGACCCCACACACCUCGUCCUAAGUCGUAACCAAGAUUUCGUCACAGACUCGUCUUUGUAAAACUCUGGGUAGGAAGCGAAAUCGAUGCAACUGAUCUCAAAGCACCUCUUGAGCUUAGAAAAAAACAAUCGAGCCUACACUUAAAAUUGCGAUUGUUCUGAAUCGAUC